ACAGUCAUGUUCAACAACGAGCUGAUGGCCGAUAUUCAUUUUGUGGUGGGACCUCCUGGAGGAACCCAGAGAGUGCCGGGACACAAGUAUGUCCUGGCUGUUGGUAGUUCUGUAUUUCAUGCCAUGUUCUACGGAGAACUGGCUGAAGAUAAGGACGAGAUCCGGAUCCCUGAUGUGGAGCCAGCGUCCUUCCUCGCCAUGCUCAAGUAUAUCUACUGCGAUGAGAUCGACCUGUGUGCUGACACCGUCCUCGCCACGCUGUACGCCGCCAAAAAAUACAUUGUACCCCACUUGGCCCGCGCUUGCGUCAACUUCCUGGAGACCAGCCUGAGCGCGAGAAACGCCUGCGUCCUGCUCUCUCAGAGCUGCCUGUUCGAGGAGCCCGACCUCACGCAGCGCUGCUGGGAGGUGAUCGACGCGCAGGCCGAGCUCGCGCUCCGUUCCGAGGGCUUCUGCGACAUCGACGCUCAGACUCUGGAGAGCAUUCUGCGGCGCGAGACGCUCAACGCCAAGGAGAUGGUGGUGUUGGAGGCGGCGUUGAGCUGGGCGGAGGCCGAGUGUCACCGACAGGAACUCCAGCCCAGCAUCGAGAACAAACGGCUUGUUUUAGGAAAGAACAUCUACCUGAUACGGAUCCCGGCGAUGGCGCUCGAUGAUUUCGCCAACGGCGUUGCGCAGUCCGGCGUGCUGACGCUCAACGAAACCAACGAUAUUUUCCUGUGGUACACAGCGGCCAAGAAACCGGAGCUGAAGUUCGUCUGCAAACCACGGAAAGGGUUAACGCCGCAGAGGUGCCACCGCUUUCAGUCCUGCGCCUACCGCGGCAAUCAGUGGCGAUACCGCGGGCGCUGCGACAGCAUUCAGUUCGCCGUGGACAAGCGCGUCUUCAUCACCGGGUUCGGGCUGUACGGCUCCAGCUGCGGUUCGGCGGAGUACCAGGCCAAGAUCGAGCUGAAGCGGCAAGGCGUGACGCUCGGCGUCGCCAUCAUCAAAUACUUCUCCGAUGGCUCCAGCCAAACCUUCCCCGUCUUCUUCGAGUACCCGGUGCAGAUCGAACCCGACACCUUCUACACAGCCAGCGUGGUUCUAGAUGGGAACGAGUUGAGUUAUUUUGGCCAGGAGGGCAUGACGGAGGUCCAGUGCGGGAAGGUGACCUUCCAGUUCCAGUGCUCUUCGGACAGCACCAACGGGACAGGUGUGCAGGGGGGGCAGAUCCCCGAACUCAUAUUUUAUGCUUGAGAGAGCGUCCCAUUCACAACUGAUUAAUCAGAAACCAGUCUUGUUGUUCCUUAAUGAAGUGCUGCUCAGAUUUUGCACAAAGGCUGUAAAAAGAUUCUUGGAGAUUACUGACAAUCCAUAUAGACUAUAUUAGAAGUGUUAGUGCACCUGAAAAUGAAGUUCGGUCAUUUUACUCAGCCUCAUUGUCUUCAAAACCAAUAUGCCUUCUGUGCAACAUAAAAUUUCAUGCUUCUGUUUUCCAUCCAGGAUCAAUGGAGACUGAGGCUGUCAGACUUAGAAAUCUUAAAGUGGUCCAUUAAACCUAAUUUACACCAUGAAAUACACUUUACCGUGCAAAAGUUUGG
Molecule: messenger RNA, 1583 nt
Organism: Sinocyclocheilus anshuiensis
Lineage: Eukaryota; Metazoa; Chordata; Actinopteri; Cypriniformes; Cyprinidae
Product: BTB/POZ domain-containing protein 3
Exons: 3
Coding region: 7-1239 (410 amino acids)
Biological process (GO): neurogenesis; cerebral cortex development; dendrite morphogenesis
Cellular component (GO): cytosol
Molecular function (GO): protein binding
Source: RefSeq, a predicted model, not a curated record